UAAAAGGGAAUGCGCUGAGAUUGUCCAUACUUACCCUAAUCACACAAAAUUCUGAAAAAUGACAACGGUGCGGCUUCAUCUGCGUCGAAUUAUGUGCAAUUCUAGUCGAGCACAAACUGCUCAGCAUACUGAAGAAGAAAGGAAACGAACCAUCAUUUCAUUGCAAGGUGGCAAAUCGUUUGGUCGAGCUACAACCAACGAUGUGAUUUUUCUUGAUGGAACGGAACAUGUCGAAUUGGAACCACAAUUCAUAUCUCGGUGCCACGCGCGCGUUCAUCAUACGAAUCAAGACGGUGUUGAGGAGUAUCUUGUUGAGGAUAUAUCAGAAAACGGAACGUAUAUCAACGAUCGACGUUUAUCGAAAGACAAACGAGAGAUUCUAAAAAGUGGCGAUACUAUCAAAUUUGGUCAUAAAAACGGAUCUCAACACGUUGCUGAUCAAAAAUACGACCAUCCAGACGCGGAUUUUGCAUUUUGUGUGGAAAUGUCCACUGCUGGAGAGCCUGCUUAUCAACUUGUUGAACAGAUCAGAGACUCGAGAGUGAAGGUAUUCGCCGGAACAGCUUGUGCGAAAGAUAUUGGUCCACGAGAACCUUCUACAACGAAUAAGGUUCUUCAACAGGAGGCGGAUUCGACAAACGGUGGUCCGGAAAUGGAAAACAACAGAGCAUCGUCUGCUUCAUCAGCGACACCAGAAGAUACUCAGAUGCCGAGCACAUCGCAAUACUUCUGCUCCAUCCCAAAGAAAACACCAUUCCGGAAAGAGUUUGAUUCUCCGCUGCAUAACUACAUUUACCGGACAUCAAGGCAUUCUCCACUUUAUCGGAAAAAGCUGGCAGAACAAGCUCAGAGAAUGGCCGUGAAAAAUGGAACAUUUGUUAACGAUUCUGGAGUUAUUGAGCUUCUUUCUCAUCUAUUGGAUAUUAAUGUGGCUUAUGAGAAUCUGGUGACAAAGAACGAGAAAUUGGAAAUUAUUGGAACGUUUUGCGAGAAAAACAAAGGAAGCUUCAAGGUGGACGAGCUGAGUAGACGAAAAGAAGAGUUAGCUGUGAUGAUGGAAGAAGAAGAACCACAGACAAUUGAGAUUAGAGAAUUGCUCGUGUCACUCAGUGAAAAAGCACAGGAUGUUCAAUCAAAUGAUUUCACAAUCUCUGCAUCCAGCGCCUUCACAGUAAUCAGCACAAGUGGUGUUCUCUGUCCAACAGCAAGUCUUGCGAACGAAAGUGAAGAUAGUUAUAUACAACAUCUCAAAUCCAUCAAUAUUUCAAGUGAAAAGUCGAGGAAAAUUGCAGACGAACUGAAAACUGUUCGAAAUUCGGAAGUAGCUCCAAUUGAGAAUAAGCCGCUCAGUCCGGAGAUGAUGGUAGUUUUGCACCGUCUUGUAAAAGCAAAGGAGCAUAAUAACAAAGUAGCUCACGUGUAUACAGGGAAUUAUGCGAGCACUGUUUCAAGAGUCAUGGAAAUGGUUCCGAUAACAUCUCAAGUUGCGGUGAUAACUACAGCAGGAACGCCGAAGCAUACAUCAAAAGGAUCAGCUGAAACUGCGCCUAUGGAAGUUGAUGAUGAGAGGCAUUCUGCUAGCAGUGGAUCAACUGAAAACAACUAUCGAAGAAGAACUGAUUCGGAAGAAAGUGAAAUCUUGGACGUUGUUGGAACAGAUGAGCCUGAUAAGGACGAGAAGGGAGGAACUGAAACCGAGACUCCAACGCCAUCCCCAGAAGAUCAUGGACGGCAAACUCAAAAUAAGAUUGACAAGAAUGUCCGGAUGAGUUCUACACCCAGAAUUGACGCCCAAUCAACACCAUCAGCAGUUGUUUCUGCACUUCCCACUCCAAUGAAUUCACCGUUGCCUAGAGUAACUUCUUCAAAAUCUGCGCAAGAUGUGUCGACGCCUUCUACAACACCCAAUCCGGUAUCGCGAUCGCCAGACCCUGUGGCUCUCGUUAAGGAUUCGGUAUCUUCAGAAUCAACUGUUUCUGGCAUUGUUUCUUUGGAAAAAAUAGGAUCACCUGCAGCACAAUCUGUGGCUUCUGUCCUUCCAUCUGUUUCAAACACAACAUCCUCCACAUCUGCAUCUCUGACAACGUCUUCGGUAGCAGAGGAAGAAGAGACUUCUAGCAAAGAAAAUACAGAUCAGAAACGAGCUGUUGAUGAUUCAUCAGACGAAUCAGCUCGUCUUGUUAAACAAAUCAAGGCGCUUUCGGCAACUCCAUCAUCCACACCUGCAGAAUCUUCGAAGAGGAAACAAAAAGAUACAUCUUCCCGAAAAAUGAAACAACUUGAUGAAUCAUCUGCUGAUUCUGAUUCCGAAGAUGAUGGAAGAUCGGGCGAUAAGUCUACAAAACGAAGAGAUAAAGCAAGAAGAUCAACCCGAAUUGGAAAAUCAACACCUGCAAAGAAAGUUGGAAAGAAAGAAAAAGUUGUUGAAGAUGAAGAUGAGACUGAUGAUGUUCAAGAAGAAGAGAAGGUCACUCCACGAGGAGGCCGUAGAAAAAACAUGAAAAGAACAGCCAGUCAAUCAGCGAUCAAGGAAAGAAAGACAAAAGACAAGGACGUAGAGCCAGAAGAAGCACCGAAGAAGAAACGAGGAAGGAAGAAGGCGACACCUACCGAAGAAGAAGAACCACCAAAAACGGAGCCAAGCAAGGAAAGAUGUGGUGUAGCAAAAGGACAUUGUAUAUCUGCCAAAUACGAAAAGAGAAAAAACUUACAAUGGGUUUCCUGCUCCAUCUGUAAUCAAUGGUUCCACGUGUGGUGUGUUCGUCUUGACAACGUUUGUUAUCGAGAAGACGAGACCUUCCUGUGCUGUGGAUCACAUCCAUCAAAAGAAGCCAAAGACGCGUUAGCCGGUCGAGUUUAUGCGAGGUAUCAAGCAAUGCCGAAUAAAAAGCCAAUCCCACAGGCUUCUGAAGCUUGAAAUUUUUCAUCAUUUGCAACAACAUCUUACCAUUCAUUUUAUCAUAAUUUCGCCCCAGGAAUAAUUAGUGACAUCGAGGUAGCAUUUCAUUUAUUAAAUAUUCUUUCUAAUCAAUCAUUUAUAAUCCCCCUAUUUCUGUAUUUUAAGAUCUUAUGUGGAAAACGAAAUUAAUUUUUCAAUUUCCAUACAGUUAGAGUAUUUCCCCUCCAAAAAAACACGUUUCGUCUGUCUCUUUUGAUUAUUUCGCGGGUUAAAAAACUCUUAUUUAUGGCCAUUCGGUUGAUUUUCCUCUUUUUUGCCUAGGCGAUUUCUUUCCUGUUUGUUUUUUUACUUUUCUUGUUUUUAUUUUUCCUCUUUUCCCCACCCAAAAACUAACAAAAAAACCCGAGUUGUGAAUUGUGUGAUCUCUGGAGAUUCCGCACAAUUUUAGGAUAAUCUAGCCGGCGAGAUUCCCCCAUCAUCCCAACAUCAUCAUCUUUUACCAUCCCAAUGAGUAGUGUCGUUUUGUUUUCGGUUUAUCUUUUUUUUUUACAAGUUUAAUUCUAAUAUACUCAACCGAUUAGCCUAGGAUAAUGCAGCCAACUGACUUAAAUUUCUCACUUUUCCCUCUCAAUAACUCGAUAUUCUUUAUCGAAAUUUGCCUUUUUUCUGUUCAGAUUUCACAUCAAAAAGAAUGGUGUCCCCCGAAUCUUUGAUAUUUUGCUAAAAUUUGUAUUUUUCAUUACUGUUCGGUGUUCACGAAUAAAGUUUGAUAAAGUUUG
Molecule: messenger RNA, 3678 nt
Organism: Caenorhabditis elegans
Lineage: Eukaryota; Metazoa; Nematoda; Chromadorea; Rhabditida; Rhabditidae
Gene: gldi-3
Product: Germ layers disorganized gldi-3
Exons: 8
Coding region: 59-2917 (952 amino acids)
Biological process (GO): animal gross anatomical part developmental process; regulation of gene expression
Cellular component (GO): nucleus
Source: RefSeq, marked reviewed